Messenger RNA from Hyphopichia burtonii NRRL Y-1933, 4817 nucleotides. RefSeq names its product pleiotropic drug resistance family ABC transporter. Gene Ontology annotation, cellular component: membrane. NCBI's taxonomy places the organism in Eukaryota, Fungi, Ascomycota, Pichiomycetes, Serinales, Debaryomycetaceae. The transcript has a single exon. Gene Ontology annotation, biological process: xenobiotic detoxification by transmembrane export across the plasma membrane. Gene Ontology annotation, molecular function: ATP binding; ATP hydrolysis activity; ABC-type transporter activity. Bases 304 to 4806 code for a protein of 1500 amino acids. The record is from RefSeq and is a predicted model, not a curated record.
GGUGGAUUGGUCAACUGGUUGAUUGAAUGCUGUCAUCUGGUCGGCUGGAUGCUGGAUGUAGUUGUAGUUGUAAUUGUCCUGAUUGUGGACCAGCCCUAGAUAACUGAACAAUAAACAAUGAUUCAAACGAUGCCAGGUAAAUAAACAAAAGAAAAAUUUCAACUAAUAAUAAAACCGGAUUGAGUCGAUUAAAAGCGUUAAUACCGUAAUUGAAUCUUAGUUUAUUUAAAUAGGUUGAUAGCCGUUUACAGAUGGUCAAAAUUUUCCAUUAAUUAACUGAUUAUCUGAGUAUUAUCUGAAAGUAUGACAUCGUCGUAUUCUUCGAAUUCGGGGAAGGACUCGAACCCCACUAAUCAAAAGACAUAUCAUUCAGAUGAAGAAUCAAUCAAUGAGUAUCAUGGAUUUGAUGAUGCAGUUCCAGAAAUUCAACAAUUGGCUAAAACUCUUAGUCACCAAUCUUCAAUCAAAGAUAGUCAAUCUUUGAUUAAGUAUUUGAGUCAUAUGUCAGAAGUGCCUGGUGUAACUCCGUUUAAAAAUGAAGAAAUCGAUGAACUGUUAAAUCCUGAUUCUGAAAAUUUUAAUGCUAAAUUUUGGGUCAAAAAUUUACGUAAGUUAUACGAUACCGAUCCGGAUUAUUAUAAACCAAGUAAAUUGGGGAUAGCUUAUCGUGAUUUAAGAGCUUAUGGGGUUGCUGCUGAUUCCGAUUAUCAACCAACCGUGGCCAAUGCUUUGUUUAAAUUGGGUGGUUCUGCAUUAAGAAGUUUACAAAAACAAGACGAAUCCAGAUAUUUCGAUAUCUUGAAAAAAAUGGAUGCUAUCAUGAGACCCGGGGAAGUCACCGUGGUUUUAGGGAGACCAGGUUCUGGUUGUUCAACCUUGUUGAAAACCAUUGCCGCUAACACUUAUGGUUUUAAUAUUGAUCCAAACUCAAAAAUUACCUACGAUGGUUUAAGCCCCGAUGAUAUUAAUAAAUAUCAUCGUGGGGACGUGGUUUAUAGUGCUGAAACCGAUACUCAUUUCCCUCAUUUAAGCGUUGGUGAUACCUUGGAUUUUGCCGCUAGAUUAAGAACUCCCCAAAACAGAGGUGAUGUUUCAAGAGAAGAAUACGCCACUCAUAUGGCUAGUGUUUAUAUGGCCACCUACGGGUUAUCGCAUACUAGAAAUACUAACGUUGGUAACGAUUUCGUUAGAGGGGUUUCUGGUGGUGAACGUAAAAGAGUUUCUAUUGCUGAAGUUUCUUUAAGUGGUGCUAAUUUACAAUGUUGGGAUAAUGCUACUAGAGGUUUGGAUUCCGCUACCGCUCUUGAAUUCAUUCGUGCUUUGAAAACUUCGGCUGCCAUCUUGGAAGCUACUCCCUUGAUUGCUAUCUAUCAAUGUUCUCAAGAUGCAUAUGAUUUGUUUGAUAACGUCGUGGUUUUAUACGAAGGUUACCAAAUUUUCUUUGGUAAAGCUUCUGAAGCAAAAGAUUUCUUUUUGGAAAUGGGUUAUGAUUGUCCUCAAAGACAAACUACCGCCGAUUAUCUUACUUCUUUAACCAAUCCUGCUGAAAGAAUUGUCAGACCCGGUUUUGAAAAUAAAGUUCCUCAUACUGCUAAAGAAUUUGAAAAUUAUUGGAGAAAUUCUCCUCAAUAUAAAAAAUUAACCGGGGAAAUUGAUCAAUAUUUUGUUGAUGUCGAACAAAAUAAUAUUAAAGAUACUUAUAAACAAUCUCAUAUUGCUAGACAAGCUAAUCAUGUUUCUCCAAAAUCUCCUUAUACUGUUUCAUUCUUCAUGCAAGUUAGAUAUAUCAUGUAUAGAAACUUCUUGAGAGUGAAAGGUGAUCCUUCAAUUACUAUUUUUUCGAUUUUUGGUCAAGCAGUUAUGGGGUUGAUUCUUUCUUCGGUUUUUUAUAAUCUAAAACAAACAACUGGUUCGUUUUAUUAUCGUGGUGCUUCUUUAUUCUUUGCGGUCUUAUUUAAUGCUUUUGCUUCUUUAUUAGAAAUUAUGGCUUGUUUUGAAGGUAGACCAAUUGUGGAAAAACACAAAAAAUAUGCUUUAUAUCGUCCUUCUGCUGAUGCUCUAGCUGGUAUCAUUACUGAAUUACCAACAAAACUUUGUAUGUCGGUUUCUUUCAAUUUUGUCUUUUAUUUUAUGGUUAAUCUUAGAAGAGAACCUGGAAGAUUUUUCUUUUAUUGGUUAAUGUGUUUACUGUGUACUCUUGUCAUGAGUCAUUUCUUCCGUACUCUUUCUGGUUUUACUACUACUUUGGCUAGUGCUAUGACUUGUGCUACCGUUAUUUUAUUGGCUAUGGUUAUUUACACUGGGUUUGUUAUUCCAACUCCUAAUAUGUUGGGUUGGUCAAGAUGGAUUAAUUACAUUAAUCCAGUGGCCUAUGUUUUCGAAUCUUUAAUGGCUAAUGAAUUUAGUGGCCGUCAAUUCACUUGUACUAGUUUUGUUCCUACUGGUGGUCCAUAUGAUUCUGUUUCUGGUGAAAAUAGAGUCUGUAGUUCAGUUGGUUCAGUUGCUGGUUCAAAUGUUGUUGAAGGUACUCGUUAUAUUGCUGAAAAUUACUCUUAUUAUAAUAGUCAUAAAUGGAGAAACUUUGGUAUCACUUGGGCUUUUGUUAUUGUUUUACUUUUUGUUUAUAUUGGUUCAAUUGAAUUUAAUAAAGGUUCAAUGCAAAAGGGUGAAAUUAUUUUGUUUUUAAGAGGCUCUUUGAAAAAACAUAAAAAUGAAGCUAAUAAACAAAGACCAACUACUAUUGAUGUUGAAAAUCAAUUAACUAAUGAAAAACCUAGUUUCAAUGAUGAAAAAGAAGCCAUUGCUGCUUCUGCUGCUAAUUCUUCUUCUUCUUCUGUUAAUCAAAUCCCUUCUUCGAAAAAUAUUUUCCAUUGGAAAGAUUUAACUUAUCAAGUUAAAAUUAAAUCAGAAGAUCGUGUUAUCUUAAAUCAUGUUGAUGGUUGGGUUAAACCCGGUCAAUUAACUGCUUUAAUGGGUUCCUCUGGUGCUGGUAAAACAACUUUAUUAAAUUGUUUAUCUGAACGUGUUACCACUGGUGUUAUUACUGACGGGGUUAGAAUGGUUAAUGGUCACUCUUUAGAUUCUUCUUUUCAAAGAUCUAUUGGUUAUGUUCAACAACAAGAUUUACAUUUACCAGCUUCUACUGUUCGUGAAGCUUUUAGAUUUAGUGCUUAUUUAAGACAACCAAGUUCUGUUAGUAAAGCUGAAAAAGAUGCUUAUGUUGAAUAUGUCAUUGAUUUAUUAGAAAUGACUAGUUAUGCUGAUGCUUUGGUUGGUGUUGCUGGUGAAGGUUUAAAUGUUGAACAACGUAAAAGAUUAACUAUCGGUGUUGAAUUAGUUGCUAAACCUAAAUUAUUAUUAUUCUUGGAUGAACCAACUUCUGGUUUAGAUUCUCAAACUGCUUGGUCAAUUUGUAAAUUAAUGAGAAAAUUAGCUGAUAAUGGUCAAGCUAUUUUAUGUACUAUUCAUCAACCUUCUGCUUUAUUAUUAAAAGAAUUUGAUCGUUUAUUAUUUUUACAAAAAGGUGGUCAAACAGUUUACUUUGGUGAUUUAGGUGAAAAUUGUAAUGUUUUGAUUAAUUAUUUUGAAAAAUACGGUGCUCAUCCUUGUCCAAAAGAAGCAAAUCCAGCUGAAUGGAUGUUGGAAGUUGUUGGUGCUGCUCCAGGUUCUCAUGCUAAUCAAGAUUAUUAUGAAGUUUGGAAAAAUUCUACUGAAUAUCAAGAAACUAGACAAGAAUUAACUAAUAUGGAAACUGAAUUAGUUAAAUUACCAAAAGAUGAAUCUCCAGAAUCUCAUAAAAAGUAUGCUGCUCCAAUUUGGCAACAAUAUUUAAUUGUUAGUAAAAGAGCUAUUCAACAAAAUUGGAGAACUCCAAUUUAUAUUUAUUCUAAAUUCUUCUUGGUUAUUUCAUCAGCUAUUUUCAAUGGGUUUUCAUUUUUCAAAGCUGGUAAAUCUAUGCAAGGUUUACAAAAUCAAAUGUUUGCUAUUUUCAUGUUUAUGAUUCCUCUUAAUACUUUAAUUCAACAAAUGUUACCUUAUUUCGUUAGACAAAGAGAUGUUUAUGAAGUCAGAGAAGCACCUUCUAGAACUUUUAGUUGGUUUGCAUUUAUCACUGCUCAACUUACUUCUGAAGUUCCUUUCCAAUUUGUCAUUGGUACUAUUUCUUAUUUCUGUUGGUAUUAUCCAGUUGGUUUAUAUAGAAAUGCUGAACCUGCUGAUCAAGUUAACGAACGUGGUGCUUUGGUUUGGUUAUUCUUGACCUUUUUCUUUGUUUACUCCACUACUUUGGGUCAUUUAUGUAUGUCUUUCAAUGAACUUGCUGAUAACGCUGCUAAUUUAGCUACUUUAUUAUUUACUAUGUGUUUAAAUUUCUGUGGUGUUUUAGCAGGACCAGAUUUCUUACCAGGAUUUUGGAUUUUCAUGUAUAGAGCUAAUCCAUUUACCUAUUUAAUUCAAGGGGUUUUAAGUGCUGGUUUAGCAAAUACUAAUAUUGAAUGUUCUGAUACUGAAGUCUUAAGAUUUGCUCCUGCUCAAGGUAAAACUUGUGGAGAAUAUAUGGAAGCAUAUAUGAAGCAAGCUGGUGGUUAUUUGAUUGAUAAGAGUGCUACUGAUGAAUGUAAAUUCUGUGCAAUGGCCUCAACCAAUGAUUAUUUAGCAACUAUUAAUUCAUACUAUAGUGAAAGAUGGAGAAACUUUGGUAUCUUUGUUGCUUUUAUUGUUAUCAACAUGAUUCUUACUGUUAUUUUAUACUGGGCUGCUAGAGUUCCAAAAGGUAAUAGAGAGAAGAAGAAGGCAAAGACAACGUAAUCAUUCAUUCA